UUGAAGGGUAUCUCCAUAUAGCUCAAAAAUGGCCAAUUCUUCUUCAUUAUUUAUACGAGUAAUAAAAUUAUUUAUUGUUUUGCAGCUGUUAUGUAUAUAUUCAUUGUGUGCAAAUGGAUGUUUUACUUCGAUCAUCAGUUUUGGGGACUCUCUAGCCGAUACUGGUAACCUUAAACUACUUACCUCCAAGCAAAAUCAAAAGCCUCUUCAUUUCUUUUUCCCACCUUAUGGCCAAAAUUUUUUCCAUAAGCCCACUGGUCGUUGCUCCAACGGUCGCCUCAUCAUCGACUUCAUUGCUGAGGGCACAAGGCUACCAUUGGUACGACCAUUUGUUACAGAAAAGGGGAGCCGUAUGAUUGGCAUGCGACGAGGAAUAAACUACGCGGUGGCAGGUGCAACUGCAUUGGAUUCUUCGUUUCAUGCGGCCAACGGGGUUCAAAAUCCAAUGACAAAUUCAUCGUUGGGAGUUCAGUUGGGGUGGUUCAAACGAUCGUUGCCAUCUCUUUGUGCCAUUAAUGUUCGAGAUUGUAAGCAUUUUUUGGGAAAUUCAUUGGUCCUCAUGGGUGAGAUUGGGGGAAACGAUUACAAUCAUGCCUUACUCGCUGGAAAAUCCAUAGACGAUAUUAAAUCAUAUGUUCCGCUUGUUAUUGAGGCCAUCAUCUCUGCAGUUAAUGAACUUAUUGACAUAGGAGCCAAGACACUAAUAAUACCAGGAAACCUACCAAUUGGAUGUUCUGCAGUGUAUUUAACAAACUACUAUGGCUCUCAAACAGUCAACUAUGAUAAUUCAACCGGCUGCAUAAUGCAAUUAAAUGAAUUUUCCGAGUACCACAAUGAACAACUUAAGAUAGCAUUAGACCAAGUCCGACAACUUCAUCCUGAUAUCAACGUCAUCUACGCUGACUACUACAACGCUGCUAUGCAAUUCUACAUGUCCCCUGUCAAAUAUGGAUUCACAAACGGAGCCUUAAGAGCAUGUUGUGGAGGUGGAGGGCCAUUUAACUACGACGCGUCUAUAGCGUGUUCAGACUUGUCAUCAUCUGUAUGUGUUCACCCAAAUACAUAUGCUAACUGGGAUGGAUUACACUUGACCGAAGCAGCAUACAAAGUUAUUUACAAGAGCUUAUUUCAAGGUAAAUACACCACGCCCCAAUUUAACUCGGUGUGUGCUUCUUCUAUGAUGCAAAAGAGAGAUAGAAUAUCAAGUUCUAUGUAAAUAUGUACUCGUAGUAAAUAUGUGUUACUGUAGUAAAUUCUUGUUCAUGCCUUUUAAUACAUGUAGCUAAACAUGGGAAAGGGAUGUUCCGUUAUAAGCAACUGAAAUAUGUAUCUUCUUUAUCAUAACUGUAUGUAUAAACAUCAUCUACCAAUAAACUAAAACAGUAUUGUUGUAUCCUUUGAUCGA
Molecule: messenger RNA, 1405 nt
Organism: Erigeron canadensis
Lineage: Eukaryota; Viridiplantae; Streptophyta; Magnoliopsida; Asterales; Asteraceae
Product: GDSL esterase/lipase At1g28650-like
Exons: 5
Coding region: 29-1216 (395 amino acids)
Molecular function (GO): hydrolase activity, acting on ester bonds
Source: RefSeq, a predicted model, not a curated record